GCAAACUAUACCAUUAUGAUGUCGGACUUCUGGGAGACCACCUUACCAGCGGAAGUUCUCCUUCCCAUCUGUAAAUUUCUCUGCACGAAAGACAUUCUCCACCUGGAGCUCUCCGGCAAAUGGUUCAGCCGGGUCCCCUCCGAGGUCCGCCGGCGCAUCUGGUACACGAAGGCGGAGCAGGUUUGCGGUGUGUGGCUGGAUUUCUUAAAAGAGAGCGAUCUUCAUGUCGCUCCUGCAUCAAGAAUUGCCGCGUUGGUAGGAGCAACUACUUCUCGGGAAGGAGAUUUUCAUUUUGGAAACACGUCCUCCUCCACCCGUACAUUUCCUUCUCCGCAAAUAAAGCUCGAG
Messenger RNA from Amoebophrya sp. A120, 348 nucleotides. NCBI's taxonomy places the organism in Eukaryota, Dinophyceae, Syndiniales, Amoebophryaceae. The record is from the annotation of a GenBank genome assembly.